This is a messenger RNA of Penicillium paradoxum, 405 nucleotides long. RefSeq lists its product as uncharacterized. Bases 1 to 405 code for a protein of 134 amino acids. The record is from RefSeq and is a predicted model, not a curated record. NCBI's taxonomy places the organism in Eukaryota, Fungi, Ascomycota, Eurotiomycetes, Eurotiales, Aspergillaceae. The transcript has a single exon.
AUGAAACUAAUCCUUCAAAUCCUCCUCGCCCUCCCUCUCCUCUCAGCAACCAUAGCUGGCCACCCCACUGGAGCAGGCGACCAUCCCACCGAACCCCCAGCCAAAGCCAUCCAAGGCCCCAAACAUAGCUGGAAAUUCGACUUAUUCCACAACAAGCACUGCGCCGGCACUACAGUCAGCUACACGGGGCAGGGAUCAUCAAACUGCCACGCGAAUCUCGAGAGCAGCGGUGCGGAGGCAUUCAUCAACGUCAACGUUGACCCAACCUGCAAGGUACUAUUGUUCAAAGACAAGAAAUGUUCGCGAAGGGCGAAGGUCGAGGAAAUCAAGACUGGGACUAGCAAUAAGUGCAAGGCUGUUUCGCGGAAGAAUGCGGUCCACAGUUUCCAGGUAUCUUGUCGGUGA